AAGACAAUAUUUACUUUUUACCACGCAUAAACGUGAUACAGAUUUUUCAACUACCAAUUUUGUCGGGAGGAUUCUUCAGAAAAUAUAUAUUAUCAGUCUCUACCUCCUACCAUCGUGUCGCCUUCCUUCCGGUAUACCUUCUUCUCACUCCGAUCCUUCUCUCUCUCUCUCUCUCUCUCUACGUUUCUCCGACGACGACGCGGUUUUUCUUUUCUGCUUGAAAUAGCCACCGUGAGGAACAAGAUUUUGAGAGAUAAAGGAGCUUCUCCCCCUCCCUGUACUAGGCUUUUCUGUGUUCUCGCCUAAUUACCCAUAGCUGCUGCUUUAAGCAUUUCAAUCGACACGCCUUCAGAUCUUAAUAACAUGAGGGUGCUUGAGUGAUAUAAGAUACAUUUUCUCAACUUGGUCUUCCAAAAUAUGGCUUCUAUUGGUAUGGCUCCACCGACAGUUGAAAAAGUUGAUGGUGAUUCAAUGUGUGUUGACAAACUGCCCGAGGAAAUCAACGAAAUGAAAAUCAGAGAUGAAAAGGUGGAAAAGGAAAUGGAGGCGACUGUGGUGGAUGGAAAUGGCACUGAAACUGGUCAUAUUAUUGUUACUACUAUUGGAGGUAGAAAUGGUCAACCCAAACAGACAAUAAGCUAUAUGGCAGAGCGUGUUGUUGGCCAGGGUUCUUUUGGAAUAGUUUUUCAGGCCAAGUGCUUAGAAACUGGAGAAGCUGUUGCAAUUAAAAAAGUAUUGCAGGAUAAACGAUACAAGAAUCGUGAAUUGCAAACGAUGCGACUUCUCGAUCAUCCCAAUGUUAUUUCACUUAAACACUGCUUCUUUUCAACUACAGACAAAGAUGAGCUUUAUCUCAAUUUGGUUUUAGAAUAUGUGCCAGAGACAGCUUAUCGUGUAGCAAGACACUACAGCAAGGCAAAUCAAAGGAUGCCUAUGAUUUAUGUCAAACUAUACACGUAUCAGAUUUUCAGAGCACUGGCAUAUAUUCAUGCAAUUGGUGUCUGCCACCGAGACAUUAAGCCUCAAAAUCUUCUGGUCAAUCCUCAUACUCACCAGCUAAAACUCUGUGACUUUGGAAGUGCAAAAGUUCUGGUCAAAGGUGAACCAAAUAUAUCCUACAUAUGUUCUCGAUAUUACCGUGCGCCUGAACUCAUCUUUGGGGCAACCGAAUACACAACUGCAAUUGAUGUAUGGUCAGUCGGUUGUGUCCUUGCUGAACUGCUUCUGGGACAGCCUCUGUUCCCAGGUGAGAGCGGAGUUGACCAACUUGUAGAAAUCAUUAAGGUCCUUGGUACUCCAACUCGUGAAGAAAUCAAGUGUAUGAAUCCAAACUACACAGAGUUUAAGUUCCCACAAAUCAAAGCUCACCCAUGGCACAAAAUUUUUCACAAGCGGACACCCCCGGAAGCUGUAGAUCUUGUUUCAAGACUGCUGCAAUACUCCCCAAACUUGAGGUGCAAUGCUUUGGAGGCAUGCAUUCACCCAUUCUUUGAUGAACUUCGUGAUCCAAACACUCGUCUACCAAAUGGCCGUCCAUUGCCACCCCUCUUCAAUUUCAAGCCUCAAGAGCUAAAAGGUGCGUCUUUGGAACUUGUGGCUAAACUAAUACCAGAACAUGCUAGGAAGCAGUGUCCCUUCCUUGGCUUUUGAGUUGUGUAACAUGUUUGUAGCCACGGUGCCUAUUUAUUAUGAUGUAGCCUUGUUUGGUAAUGUUAUCCUUUGAUAUUUGAUGACUUGGUAUUUAUGUUGAGAUUUAUUUGGUAGGAGAAUUACGUUUGUAUUUAUGUUACAUGUUUGUUGCCAAACCCGUUAUCAAUUUCUGGUAUUACUAUAAAUUUUAAACUCAAUUUUUAAUCGUGAAA
Cynara cardunculus var. scolymus (artichoke) is the source of this 1862-nucleotide messenger RNA. Its product is annotated as shaggy-related protein kinase epsilon. Lineage: Eukaryota; Viridiplantae; Streptophyta; Magnoliopsida; Asterales; Asteraceae. The record is from RefSeq and is a predicted model, not a curated record. Gene Ontology annotation, molecular function: ATP binding; protein serine/threonine kinase activity. The transcript has 13 exons. Gene Ontology annotation, biological process: protein phosphorylation; signal transduction. Gene Ontology annotation, cellular component: cytoplasm. The coding region runs from base 418 to 1650 and encodes 410 amino acids.